AUGGGUGACUGGAUUCCUAGCUCACUUUCCUGGCAUAAAUCAUCCCGGACAUCAGACUCAUCUGAGUUGCUUGAAGAUGUGGCCACAGAUCCAGUAUAUGUGAACAUACAAGAACUUCAGUUGGAGCACAGUACUACCACUGUCAACGAUUCCCCAUUCCAGUUGUGUCUCAGCAAUACUUUAAACAACUGGGAAAUUCACACCGACACUGAAAGUGGUCAUUUCUUCUAUUACAAUUCUGCGACUGGUCAGACAACUUGGGAGUCUCCCUUUGGGGCUUCCUUGAAUAGUGUGAGUCUUUCCCACUCUCACUGUCCCAGCCCUGACUCAUCUGCUGAGUGGAAUCAAUAUGUAGAUGAGAAUAGUGGGCAAAUAUUUUUCUAUAACGCAGCAACCGGUGAGACUUCGUGGGAGGCACCCCAAGAAAUUUUCAAUCCUCCAGAGAUGCGGCCUUCAUUUACUAGGAGAUCUCCGAAUCGGAGACCACCAACUCCAGAAACUGACUAUCCAAAACUUUCUCCUCGUGAACUUUCUCCAGAGGAAGGUUAUUCUCCAGAUGGAUCCUACAAGCAAUUUGACUAUGCUGGUAUUCCUUCAGCAGACCAGGGUUGUGCUUCCCCUGGCACCCCAGAAACAUCGUUUGAUGUCCCAGAUAUGGUGACCACUUCUGGCAAUCGCCAGAGCACCAGUAGUGGAUCUAGUCGUGGCAGCAGUCCUUUUGCAAGUUGGCCCCCCAGCCAAUCAGUUUACCCUGGGUCAAAAGAUGAGCAGCUGAAAUCUCUUGAGAAAGCUGGGAUGUUGUAUCGGACAAGAACUGCUGAUAAAGGGAAACGCCUGAGGAAGAACUGGACCUGUGUAUGGACGGUCUUGGAAGGUGAUGCCUUAAUAUUUUUCAAGGAUUCCAAGCAUUCAUCUUCCAGCAGUGCAAAGUAUCCCUCUGUGUUAAGUAGCCCAGAGUUUAGAGUGAAUCUUCAUGGAGCAUCUCUUUCCUGGGCCCACAAAGACAGGUCAAGUAGAAAGAAUGUCUUGGAGCUGAAGACACGGGAUGGCUCAGAGUAUUUGAUCCAACAUGAUUUGGACUCCAUUGCCAGCAUGUGGCACAAUGCAAUUAGUAAUAGAAUUGGCAAACUGGGUAUAGAUUUCCCUUUGGAAGAGGAGGAUGAUAAUAUAGCAACUGUAAAACACAAGGAACAAACAGGAGGAAACAAAGAGAAAGAAAGUGAAAAAAAGCAUCCAG
Molecule: messenger RNA, 1237 nt
Organism: Thamnophis sirtalis
Lineage: Eukaryota; Metazoa; Chordata; Lepidosauria; Squamata; Natricidae
Source: RefSeq, a predicted model, not a curated record